ACAGCGUAACUGAAGUCAAGACAGACAUUUACGUGACAAGUUUCGGCCCUGUCUCGGACACAGAUAUGGAAUACACUAUUGAUGUCUUUUUCCGGCAAUCCUGGAGAGAUGAAAGGCUGAAGUUUGAUGGUCCCAUGAAAAUACUUCCCCUGAACAACCUGCUGGCCAGUAAGAUCUGGACUCCUGAUACCUUCUUCCACAACGGGAAGAAAUCUGUCGCCCAUAACAUGACAACACCCAAUAAGCUGCUGCGCCUGGUGGACAAUGGCACUCUCCUGUACACCAUGAGGCUAACGAUUCAUGCAGAGUGCCCCAUGCACCUGGAGGACUUCCCAAUGGAUGUGCACGCUUGCCCACUGAAAUUUGGGAGCUAUGCCUACACAAAGACAGAGGUGAUCUACACCUGGACUCUGGGGAAGGAUAAAUCAGUGGAAGUAGCGAAGGGUGGAUCUCGCCUGAACCAGUAUGACCUGCUGGGCCAUGUUGUUGGGACAGAGAUGGUUCGAUCCAGCACAGGGGAGUAUGUCGUCAUGACCACACACUUCCACCUCAAGAGGAAGAUCGGGUACUUUGUGAUCCAGACCUACCUACCCUGCAUUAUGACAGUCAUCCUGUCCCAGGUCUCCUUCUGGCUUAACAGGGAGUCCGUUCCUGCCCGAACAGUUUUUGGUGUCACCACCGUCCUCACCAUGACCACACUAAGCAUCAGCGCAAGAAACUCGUUACCUAAAGUGGCGUACGCGACGGCCAUGGACUGGUUCAUAGCCGUCUGUUACGCCUUUGUGUUUUCUGCGCUGAUCGAAUUUGCCACCGUCAACUACUUCACCAAGCGCAGCUGGGCUUGGGAUGGCAAGAAGGUGCUGGAGGCCCAAGAGAUGAAGAAAAAAGAGCCAGUGGCACUAGCGAAGAAAACCAACAACACCUACAACAUUGUUGGCACCACAUAUGCCCUCAACAUUGCCAAGGACCCCGGCCUGCCCACCAUCUCCAAGAGUGCUGCUGCCACUGCUACUGCCACCAACGUACCCCCCAAGAUGCCCCGCAUAGAGGAGAAGCUCCCAGAGAGUAAGAAGACAUACAACAGCGUCAGCAAGGUAGACAAGAUGUCCCGCAUCGUCUUUCCAGUCCUCUUUGCCAUUUUCAACUUAGUCUACUGGGCCACAUACGUAAACCGGGAGUCAGCUAUCAAGGGAAUGAUCCCCAAACAAUAAAACCGGUCACACAAACCUUCCAUCAGUGAGCACCAUCCAGGCAGGAAUUCUCCAGGGCUUUCUUCCUUCCUGUUUUGUUUAAUUAUUACUGUUCAUUUGAUAUUAUUAUUAGAUUGUUCUUUUAUAAUGUAAACAAAACUGUGAUUUUAAUUUAAUCCCGUAUAGUUUCAUUUUACUUUGUCUCUGAUGAUGAAAGGAAAAAAAAAGGAUCAUAA
Molecule: messenger RNA, 1426 nt
Organism: Fulmarus glacialis (Northern fulmar)
Lineage: Eukaryota; Metazoa; Chordata; Aves; Procellariiformes; Procellariidae
Gene: GABRA3
Product: gamma-aminobutyric acid (GABA) A receptor, alpha 3
Exons: 7
Biological process (GO): monoatomic ion transmembrane transport; signal transduction; regulation of postsynaptic membrane potential
Cellular component (GO): neuron projection; postsynapse; GABA-A receptor complex
Molecular function (GO): GABA-gated chloride ion channel activity; benzodiazepine receptor activity; inhibitory extracellular ligand-gated monoatomic ion channel activity
Source: RefSeq, a predicted model, not a curated record